Molecule: messenger RNA, 1219 nt
Organism: Phoenix dactylifera (date palm)
Lineage: Eukaryota; Viridiplantae; Streptophyta; Magnoliopsida; Arecales; Arecaceae
Source: RefSeq, a predicted model, not a curated record
GUUUCUAAUUCCCUUCCCCUUUAUCUCCACUCCAAUUCCCCAAUUCUUCUUUGCAUAGAUGCGAGAUCGGUCUCGGAUCCAUGUUUUUUUUGGGGAAAAUCGGCGAUUUUGUUGGAAGUAAGGCUGAUUUUGAUGUAAAGAUCAGUUGUUUUCCCGAAUUUUUCUCUGUUUUGGAAGGGAUACUAUCGAAUUUAUGGAUCAAUGGGCUCCUUAAGUCUCCUUUUUGCGAAUUCUGUCAAAAAGUUACCUUAUUUUGCCGGAUAUUCUUUUGCUGGGAGUGGUCAUAGGGUUACUGUAACAGAGAGGAGAGCCUGAUCGACCAUGAGUAGAUCGAGAUCAAGUAGGGAGACAUUUCAAGAUCUUGAGUUAAGGCUUGGGCCUGCUUAUCUAUCUAAAGGAGGCAUGUUGGCUGCUAAUUGCUUAAGGGGUUGCCCCGAUUUCAUAAUGAUCGAGGAUGAUGAUGAUGAUGUGCAAAUAUGUGCUGCUGCUUCUUCGGGCGAGACAUUUAGGGUUUUCCCUUAUUCAAGUCCAUGGGCACCUGCAAUCAGAGAAGAGGACUUAGAACUUCGUCUUGGAGUUGGAGCCUCUAGUGGGUAUUCUGGGAAUUCAAAUGGUGGGGCUAAUACAUUAGAAGAUAGAUUCAGAAACCCCAAUGCCUGGAAAUCCAGCAAGUGGAUGCACCACAAGUCAUCUUGCAUUAACAUGAUUGGGUGUGGACAGGCAUCAAGUAGCCGCUACAUGUCGGACUCUAUAGAGGUGAAACUGAGAUGUGCUAUUUGUAUGGACACUAUGAAAGAGGAGACAUCGACAAUUUGUGGGCAUGUAUUUUGCAAACCCUGCAUCACUGAUGCCAUCAGAGUGCAGAAGAGAUGCCCAACAUGCCGGGAGAAACUUUCCAUCAGCAAUAUUCACCGCAUAUACCUCCCUGGAGCAACUUCUUAGCAACUGAGUAUAUAAUCUCAUUCAGGCUAUUCUCUGCCCUCGUUUGAUCCUCUGAUCAUUUUCCUGUGAGCCACAUUUAAGAGGGGGAAGGAUGGGCCAUGAUACCCUUAUCAUAUUAUAAAGGGUUCUGAGACAUAAGGGACUGUAUUAGUGAUUCUGAGAUCUAAUUAUGUGAUUUGUUGUGGAAGAGAGUUUUUGCAGGUUUAUGUAGCAGCACUUCUUUUAAAUUGAAUAAGUAUAUACCAUGAUAAUUGAAUUGACUCAGUUGCUUUUAGUC